This is a messenger RNA of Hemibagrus wyckioides, 3379 nucleotides long. It is a transcript of the gene hif1al, whose product is annotated as hypoxia inducible factor 1 subunit alpha, like. Gene Ontology annotation, biological process: cellular response to hypoxia; regulation of transcription by RNA polymerase II. NCBI's taxonomy places the organism in Eukaryota, Metazoa, Chordata, Actinopteri, Siluriformes, Bagridae. The transcript is spliced from 15 exons. Gene Ontology annotation, molecular function: protein dimerization activity; DNA-binding transcription factor activity, RNA polymerase II-specific; RNA polymerase II transcription regulatory region sequence-specific DNA binding. The record is from RefSeq and is a predicted model, not a curated record. Bases 137 to 2017 code for a protein of 626 amino acids.
UGUAGUAAAAUACCGCCUCCUGCACAGACUGAGAUAAACAACUCAGAGAGACAGAGAGAGAGCUCUGAGCUGCUGAAGGCUGAUCUGCGCUGAAGGAAAUUAUUCGGAUUGAAGUUUGUGCUUCUUAACUUGCACUAUGACGACUACUGUGGCUAAAAGGCCGAGUUCGGAGCAGAGGAAGGUGCGUCUGCGUGAUGCGGCUCGCUGUAGGCGGAGUCAGGAAACUGAGGUGUUCUACGAACUUGCACACUCGUUGCCCCUGUCACGCCGCAUCACCUCCCACCUAGACAAAGCUGGCAUCAUGAGGGUGACCCUCAGCUACUUGCGUAUGCACCAACUUCUCCAAUCCUCAUGGACCAAGGCAACGGCAGCAGAGGAGGAAGAGGAGGAUCCCACUGAUGCGUUCUACCAGCAGGCACUUGCUGGCUUUAUCAUGGUGAUGAGUGAAGAUGGGGACAUGGUCUUCCUUUCUGACAACGUCAGCAAGUUUAUCGGCAUCACACAGCUGGAGCUGCUUGGCCAGAGUGUGUACGAUUAUGUCCAUCCAUGUGAUCAAGAGGAGCUGAGAGAUCUUCUUACCACCAAGCCUGGACUCUUUAAGAAGAGGUCUGAUAGUUGUGCAGAGUGCAACUUCUUCCUGAGACUGAAAAGCACACUCACAAGCCGCGGCAAAACCGUGAACAUCAAGUCUGCCACCUGGAAGGUGGUUCACUGCACAGGUCACUUGAAGACACUAAACCAGGAAGGGGAAGGCUCAUCCCCCGCAGGGAGCUACAUGACUCUGCUGUGUGAACCCAUCCCACACCCGAGCUAUGUGGAAUUCCCUCUGGACAGCAGCACCUUCCUCACACGCCACGACAUGGACCUGCAUUUCAACCAGUGUGACGGCCGGGUGACUGAGCUUGUUGGAUACCAUCCCAGUGAUCUGAUUGGCCGAUCUGCCUAUGAUUUCUUCCAUGCACUUGAUUUUGAUCAUCUGUCAAGGAGCUUGCAUAUUUUGAUCUCCAAAGGUCAGGUGUGCACUAGCCGUUACCGCUUCCUGGCUAAGAAUGGAGGAUUUGUUUGGACUGAGACCCAGGCCACAGUGCUAUACAACAACAAGACCUCGCAGCCUGAAGCUGUAGUGUGCCUGAACUUCAUUCUCAGUGCGGUGGAAGAGGCAGACACCGUGUUCUCCAUUGAACAAACACGUAGUGCGUCGAUUGAGGACAAACUGAGUGUGAUUGAGGUGGACGACUCGGAGGAUGAGAUGAGUAGCAGCAGCGAUCUUUUCCACAGUUUGAAGGACGAUCCAGAGGAUCUGCUGCAGCUGGCACCAGCCUCAGGAGAUACUAUCAUACCCCUGACAGAGCACAGCGAGCUGUUUUUUGGCCCACCAUCCAGCCCCAACACAGUGCCCGAAUGUCCAAAGGAGCUGUGUACCCCGAAACUCCGCCAGCUCCUCUCACCCAUAUUUGACAGCACCAGCCCCAGCUCCCCUGAAAUGAGCUCGGGUGAUGAGGGUUUCAUGGACACUGGUGAGGUGGAGAAGUUCUUUUUCAAGCCAGAGGAGACUCAGAAAAAGCCAAUGGAGGAAAUGGAUGACAUGGAUCUGGAUAUGUUGGCACCAUACAUUUCCAUGGAUGAAGACUUCCAGCUGACCUUCCUGCCCCAGUUACCUGAGGCAGAGACACAGACUGCUGAAGCAUCAACCACUGCUUCUAAAAAAAGAGGCCUGGAGGAAGAGGAAGACAUGCCAUCUCUAACAGCCACCUGGGAGAAGAGACGGAAGAACUGCCCCAUAGAGGAGGAGUUUCUUCUCUCACACUCCUCGUUGAUGGACAUGCAGGUUGCAGGAGGUUUAGAAGAGCUGGAGCCUCAGCAUUGGAAACAGAGUCAGCUCCUGACAGACAGAGAUCCCGUUCUGGGAGGAACACAAGCACUAUGUGAUACAGCAGCUUUGAUGAGAGAUUCUUUCUCAUCACAACCUCCUGAUUUAAUGACUCAAUUAACUGGGACUAUAUCAUCACUCGCCUGAAGAGAGCACAUUUAAAUCCUGAAGCUACAACCAACGUGCUUUAUUGUUCUUUUGUUAUGAAGUCAUAAUAAAAAGUAUAAUUGUCACAACACAGUUCAAGAACUUCUGAUGAUCCAUCACUUGUGAAUUAAAACCACGUACGAAAGAACAGAUCCUUUGCCGGAUUCUCGUGCCGUCCUCUUAAGAUUGAGAAGUUGCCGGGUUGCAGGAGUUCACUUUAGUUGAGUUUGAAACGCCAUUCACUGAGCAGAAUUGGUCAUGAGUGUCGGCGUCAGCCACACCGUACUCGCACCUCAGACUCGAGCAGAGCUGGCUGAUGCUGUGAAAUCAACGAGCGUCCAGAUAUCAACACUUUCACAAAACAAAACUGAACUCUGUCACACAUGAGAGAAAGUUAAGUGCAAAAUGUUGUGCAAUCGUGGACCUGGACAACCAGUUUAUUCGGAUUUUUACCUUUUACAUUUUCCAGUGCAUGAAUGAACAUGGUCAAAGAAUUUAUUCAUCUGAAGAUCCGUUUAGUUUUUUCAUGUUGCUGUGGCUAUGAAAGUCCAAGUAUAUAUAUAAAAAAAACAAAAACCCACAGUAUUGCAUUGUCUAACCCCAUCUCCGUCUUUUGGUUGUGAAUGAAAAGUGAUUUUAGGGUCAUUUCGAGCCUCACUUUUAAAUAGAGUCUGAUCAAUGCUAUAGAUAACGCACACAACAGGUUUUCACCUUUUUCUGUAACAUCUUUUUAUUAAGCAUUUUAUAUACCUUUGCCUAUGUAACAUGUAAGUAAAUAUACUGAGCCUUCUGUUUUUGUUUUCUGUUGUAUCUUUGUGUCCUUUUGAGAUUUCCAGUACUCUUUGAUGCUUGUCUGCUCUUCUUGUAGUGUCUCUUCAUGUAAAAAGAAACUUGUUGUGUAUAAGCUCUAGCAGAUCGGGGGGGGGAACAGUAGACCGGAAGUGUUUUUAGUCUUUUGCAUUUAAUCACUGAAUGUGUUGGAUUUUGAUCAUGUAGUUUAUCGACAUAUGGGCUAGCUUUAUCUGUAAUGAUGAUACGGUAUUCAAUUCUCAUAUGAAAACUGUUUCUUCAUGGAUUUGUUCUCAGUAACUUCUUACUUUAUUUUAUUAAGCAUUAUUCUGUUUGUCUGGAGGGGAUGGGGAAAAUAUUAUUCCCUAUUAUUAAAAUCCGGGUUGGGAAGCCUGUUAAUGGAUAAUUAAACAUGCCUUGCAUGUACAUUUCCUUAUUCUUUGGUUGUCUGAAAUCCCUGUAUGUCUUCUUUAAUCCUGAACUUUCACCCUGAAAUUUAACCAUGAUUUAACUUUUUUUUUUUUUUAACAGAAAUACAAUAAAUCUGAGUGUAUGAUGCUGUAGCUGAAACCA